GCAAAAAGGAAAAGUAAAAGGCCGCCGCUGAAAUUCAACGUCCUGUUGACAUGGAAUAGCUACACUUGGCGGUGAUCAGAGCACUAGCUGCUUAUGAUAUGAUGCAGUAUGCCUCCCUGGGAGAGGCAAACAUGUCAGAAGAAAAUCUUUUCUAUGUGUGCCAUCAGCUCUCUCGUCCUUCUGUUCGGGUCACUGGCGUUCACUGUCAUAUUUUUCACUUUCAGAUGGAAUGAUGGUGAAAAGAAAGGUAUUCAGGAUAUGAGUCAUGACCCCAGUGACAGCAUGUAUGAUGACUGCAGAGUCCAACCAGCAACUGUGGCUGAUGAGCACAUGAUCCGGAGGUGGGAUCACAGUACAAACUCAUGUCAGGCCUGGAAUGAUGACCAGCAAAAAGCUAAAGAGCCAGCACACAUGUACAUGGAGAAAAAACAUUCAGCCGCCAUUUACAUGUACACAAGUGUCGCACUGCUCCCUGACAACCAAGACUUCAAGACUGCAGCUAAAAGGAAAGAAAGAACUGCUGCAAAGGAGACAUUUGAUCACUGCUCCCUUUAUUUUUACCUGAGCGAAGCCAUUCAGAUACUGAAACAUGGCCAGGUGUCAUGUUUUAACACAUACUACAAAACAGAGACAUUGUUGAAUCAGAAUAUUUCAAAGAAACAGAUGCGAUUCAGCACGUUCGUUUUAAGCUCUCUCAGUCGGGAUAUAAGCCCUCCAGGGAGCGCUUCCUGUUUUGAGAUUUACACCUGUUUUGGUGCUGAGAUAACACAUUAUUCAGCCUUGAAACAAAGCGGCCAGGUGCUGAUUCCUCCCUAUGAGGUUUUCAAAGUUUCUAGCAUCCAGACAGACGCACCAUCAUGUGAAGUCACCUACACACUGAGGAGUAAUCUGAACUGUGUUUAUAACAGAGAGAGCAACACGUUGCAUCCGAUAUCUGCAGUACCAGUGGAUGGAUUUUUGCUUAUCAUCAUCAUCAGUAGUAUCGCCAUUGUAUCUUUAAUGCUGACCUUGGUGAUUGUUAAAGUGUUAGAAAACCGCAAGGAAACUGCUGCUUAUAGUGUUUCAUCUAUGCACAGUGCUCCUUACAGCUCUGGAGUCGUGAUUUAGAAGGCAGUGUAGUGUUUAGAGUCUGUCUUACUGAAGCUCAAAGCAUCAAAAACUUGUACAGUAGCCAGUAUUUUUUAACUUUAAACUGUUCAUGAAGUCGGAAAAA
This is a messenger RNA of Myripristis murdjan (pinecone soldierfish), 1213 nucleotides long. Its product is annotated as T-cell ecto-ADP-ribosyltransferase 2-like. The record is from RefSeq and is a predicted model, not a curated record. The transcript has 3 exons. Lineage: Eukaryota; Metazoa; Chordata; Actinopteri; Holocentriformes; Holocentridae. The coding region runs from base 109 to 1107 and encodes 332 amino acids. Gene Ontology annotation, molecular function: NAD+-protein-arginine ADP-ribosyltransferase activity; NAD+ poly-ADP-ribosyltransferase activity.